GGGGAGAGAAUUGAGGCGGAGGGGCUGCUCAGGCCGUGGGGGGUGAGACUUAGAGCCGCUGCAGAGGAGUCCCUUCGUCCCCUUCCCACGGCUGGGACUGUAGCCACGCCUCCUCAUCUGGGGUCCAUGGGGGACCGAGGCAGACCCAGUCCUGGGGGCUGGACCACAAGAUAGAAAACAGAAGGGGGUCCCAGCACGUCGGGAUCCCAGGUGCUGCAGGAUGCCAGAUGUUGGUGCAGGGACAUCUUCCCAAAGGGAGAAUCAGCACGUAGAGAGAGCGGGAAUUGUCUCUGGCCAAAGGGUGACAUGAAAGGCCUGUGGCCACAGGUAGCAGGUGAGGAUGGGACAAAGCCGGCCUUGCCCCCCCACUUCUCCCCUCCCCCGUGCUUAUCUGUGGCCAUCCCUGGCCUUGGCUUUGUCUGUGACAGUCCCAUCUUUCCCUGCACUUUGGACCUUUCUCUCCAUUUGACAGACGGGGAAACUGAGGCCCCUGGCCCUAUGUUGCUUUGAGAGGCGGAUGGGGGCUGAGCACAGAUCUCCUCCAACAGGAUUCUUUCUCUUCAUUUCCGGGCUUGCCAGGGACAAGACCUUGAGGCUCACCCACAGGCGCCCCACAUCUCUCCUGGGAAGGGGGGGUUGCAGCCUGGAGCCUCCAACAACCCCCCCCCCCCCCGGCAGAGAUGCUGCCCCAGUGGUCGGUGCAGUGGGAGCGGGCCCCCGGGGAGCCAGAACCCGAGGCGGCGGGCGAGGAGCUGUGGGAGCAGGAGAUGGAGCGGCUGUGCUCCUCCCAGGAACCCGUGCGGACGCUGCCCUAUGCCAUGGCGGACAAGCGCUUCAUCCGGCAGCUGCGGGAGCCCGAGGGGGUGAAGACCUCGUGCUGGCAGCGGUGGCGGCGCAGGUGGCAGACUGCCGGAGGACGCCUGGGGGAGGCAGUGCAGCGGCUGGCCCAGGGCUUUGGGCUCUGGGAGGGGGCUCUCUACGAGAUCGGGGGCCUCUUUGGCACCGGAAUCCAGUCUUACUUCACCUUCCUUCGCUUCCUGCUGCUGCUCAACCUGCUGACUCUGCUUCUGACCGCCGGCUUCGUCCUGCUGCCCCUGGUCUGGCUCCGCCCCCCCGACCCAGGCCCCACCCUUAACUUCACCUUCCAGUGCCCCGGCGGCCACCAGCCCCAGACUGGUGUUCCCAAUCUUCACAAUCAACUUUGGAAUGUUUUAACCGGCAGGGCCUUCUACAACACCUACCUCUUUUAUGGUGGGUACCGGGCGGGGCCCGAGAGCAGCUCGGCAUACAGCAUCCGCCUGGCCUACCUCCUGAGCCCGCUGGCCUCCCUGCUCCUCUGCUUCUGUGGGACUCUACGGCGGAUGGUGAAGGGGCUGCCACAGAGGCUGUUCCUGGGCCAGGACUACCGGUCGCCUCUCAGUGCCAAGGUCUUCUCCUCCUGGGACUUCUGUAUCCAGGGAUGGGAAGCAUCCACCAUCAAGAAGCAUGAGAUCAGCAAUGAGUUCAAGGUGGAGCUGGAGGAGGGGCGUCGCUUCCUGCUGGAGCAGCAGCAGACCCGGGCCCAGAGGGUCUGCCACCUGCUCACCUACCUACGGGUCAACAUCCUCAUCGGGCUCCUGGUGGUCGGGGCCAUCAGCGCCAUCUUCUGGGCCACCAAGUAUUCGCAGGACAACAAGGAGGAAUCCCUGUUUGUGCUGCUCCAGUACCUGCCCCCUGGGGUCAUUGCCCUGGUCAACUUUCUGGGUCCCCUGCUGUUUGUUUUCCUGGUCCAGCUGGAGAACUACUCUCCCAACACUGAGGUCAACCUCACUCUUAUCUGGUGCGUGGUGCUGAAGCUGGCCAGCCUGGGGAUGUUCUCCUUCUCCCUGGGCCAGACCGUGCUGUGCAUUGGCAGAAACAAGACCAGCUGCGAGUCCUACGGCUACGAGGCCUGUGACUACCAGUGCUGGGAAAACUCGGUGGGGGAGGAGCUGUACAAGCUGAGCAUCUUCAACUUCCUCCUCACAGUGGCCUUCACCUUCCUUGUCACCCUGCCUAGGAGGCUGCUUGUGGAGCGAUUCUCGGGCCGGUUCUGGGCCUGGCUGGGCCGGGAGGAGUUCCUGGUGCCCAAGAACGUGCUGGACAUCGUGGCGGGGCAGACAGUCACCUGGAUGGGCCUCUUCUACUGCCCCCUGCUGCCCCUGCUCUAUAGCGUCUUCAUCUUUCUCACCUUCUACCUCAAGAAGUAUACCCUCCUGAGGAACUCCACAGCGCCCUCUCGGCGAUUCCGCGCCUCCAGCUCCACCUUCUUCUUCCAGCUGGUGCUCAUCCUGGGCCUGCUCCUGGCCUCCGUGCCCCUGGGCUAUGUGGUCAGCAGCAUCCACUCCUCCUGGGACUGCGGCCUCUUUGCCAAUUACUCGGCGCCCUGGCAGGUGGUCCCAGAGCUGGGGGCCCUCCGGCUCCCACCCCUUGGCCAGCGCGCCCUCCACUACCUCAGCUCCCAUGCCUUCAGCUUCCCCCUCCUCAUCCUGCUCAGCCUUGUCCUGACCGUGUGCGUCUCCCAGUCCCAGGCCAAUGCGAGGGCCAUUCAAAGGCUCCGGAAGCAGCUGGUGUGGCAAGUCCAGGAGAAGUGGCACCUCGUGGAGGACCUGUCGCGGCUGCUGCCAGACUGUCUGGGACCCGGGUCCCCUCACUCCCGAGCUUCGCGCCCGCGAUCCUUCUGCCCCGGAUUCCCGUGCCCGGGCUCCCCGGGUCCCAGACCCCCCAGGCCGGGACCGUCCCUCGUGGAUCCCGCCGGGCUGCGCGGUGCUCCGGCCCCCGCCUGUAGAUUCCGCUUCCCCAGCGUCUCUGAGCUGUAG
This is a messenger RNA of Ceratotherium simum simum (southern white rhinoceros), 2837 nucleotides long. It is a transcript of the gene TMC8, whose product is annotated as transmembrane channel like 8. Gene Ontology annotation, cellular component: plasma membrane. NCBI's taxonomy places the organism in Eukaryota, Metazoa, Chordata, Mammalia, Perissodactyla, Rhinocerotidae. The record is from RefSeq and is a predicted model, not a curated record. Gene Ontology annotation, molecular function: mechanosensitive monoatomic ion channel activity.